AUGGCUCAACCAAAAACAGACACGAUCUUACCCAUACCAACUGUCUCCCAACCUUCUGGUCACACGAAAGAACAUCAACCCAAAUUAUACAUAUUGGAUUAUGGAGCUGGAAAUGUCAGAUCACUCGCUAAUUCAAUCAAGAAAUUGGGAUAUGAAUUUGAGUGGAUUAACGAUGAAAGUGAUUUUGAUAAAGCAGAGAAACUCAUUUUCCCAGGAGUAGGCGCAUUCGCUCAAGCAAUGACAUCUCUGAAAACAUCAGGUCGAUACGAACAAUUACUAAAAUACAUCAAAAGUGGGAAACCCUAUUUCGGUAUAUGUAUAGGUAUGCAAGUUUUAUUUGAAUCUUCAGAAGAAUCGCCAGAUAUAAAAGGUCUAGGUGUCAUUCCAUAUCCAAUUAAAAAAUUCUCAAAUCAAGAUGAAUGUAAUGGUGAAUUAGUUAAAAAGACCGUUCCUCAUAUGGGUUGGAAUACUUCUUGGAAAUCCUAUCAGACAUCAACAUCAUCAUCGACAGACGAAGAGAAAUUGAUGUUGGAAAAUGAAGAUUAUUAUUUCGUUCAUUCGUAUGCUGCGUUAUUAGAUCCAUCUCUCGCCUCCUCCGCCUCCACUUCGUCCGAAGGAGAAUCCUCGACUUCAUCCAUAACGGCUCAGGAGACUUUAGCUAUCAAAGAUUUCGCUUAUACGAUAUCAAGAUAUGGAUCCGAAAGAUUCGUCUCGUGUGUGAAAAAAGAUAAUAUAUUCGCUUGUCAGUUCCAUCCUGAAAAAUCAGGUCCGGCAGGUUUAGAUCUUUUGCGUAGAUGGUUGGAAGCAUCACCUGAAUCCCUCUCUGCGUCAAAAUCCACUUCACCAUCCCCAGAAAGAACAUGGCAGAUUAGAAAUCCUGAUCAAUCACGUGGAUACACCAAUGGAUUGGCAAGUAGGAUAGUAGCAUGUUUAGAUGUUCGGUCAAACGAUAAUGGUGAUCUAGUCGUCACCAAAGGAGAUCAAUAUGAUGUGAGAGAAAAAUCUUCUUCCUCUUCAAGAGAAGUUAGAAAUCUUGGUAAACCAGUCGAAUUGGCUCGAAGAUAUUAUUUGGAAGGAGCGGACGAAGUCGCUUUUUUGAAUAUCACAUCUUUCAGAUCAUCAGCUUUAUUGGAUCAACCCAUGUUGGACGUUGUUCGGAAUGCCGCUGAAACUAUUUUCGUUCCGUUGACUAUCGGAGGUGGAAUCAAAGAUACUGUAGAUCCUGAUGGAACACCAAGAUCAGCUUUGGAAGUUGCGGGAGCGUAUUUCAGAAGUGGCGCAGAUAAAGUCUCGAUUGGAUCAGAAGCUGUUUUGGCUGUAGAAGAAUUGUUAUCUAAAUCUAAGAAUGGUCAAGCCGAAGAACAAUUCUUGACCGGUAAAACUGGUAUUGAAACUAUUUCAAAGGGAUACGGAGCACAAGCUGUGGUAGUUUCGAUCGAUCCGAAAAGAGUUUACGUCGAUACAACUCAAUCUAAUUGGAAAGAGAAUUUCCCUUCUAAACAUCUUCCAUCUUUGAUUAUUGGAGAUGAAGCAACUUCAAGAACAAAAGACGAAGAAAAAGGUAAAGCAUGGUGGUAUCAAUGUACCAUAUCAGGUGGUAGAGAUGUUCGUGAUAUUGACGUAGUUCAAUUGGCAAAAGGUGUAGAACUAUUGGGUGCAGGUGAAAUUUUAUUAAAUUCAGUUGAUAGAGAUGGUUCUGGAAAAGGUUUCGAUUUAGAUUUAAUAAACUUGGUUAAAAACGCAGUUUCCAUUCCUGUCGUAUCCUCUUCAGGUGCAGGUUCACCAGAUGAUUUCGUGGAAGUUUUCAGAGAAACUGGGACCGAAGCCGCUCUAGCUGCUGGUAUCUUCCACAGAAAGGAAGUAGGUAUCGAAGAUGUCAAAAAGACUUUGGAAGAAAAAGGUUUACCAGUGAGGAGAUGUGCUUUGGAGACUAUUUAG
Messenger RNA from Kwoniella shivajii, 1938 nucleotides. RefSeq names its product imidazoleglycerol phosphate synthase, cyclase subunit. The record is from RefSeq and is a predicted model, not a curated record. Bases 1 to 1938 code for a protein of 645 amino acids. Gene Ontology annotation, biological process: L-histidine biosynthetic process. The transcript has 3 exons. Gene Ontology annotation, molecular function: oxo-acid-lyase activity; imidazoleglycerol-phosphate synthase activity. Lineage: Eukaryota; Fungi; Basidiomycota; Tremellomycetes; Tremellales; Cryptococcaceae.